Messenger RNA from Manis javanica (Malayan pangolin), 2203 nucleotides. NCBI's taxonomy places the organism in Eukaryota, Metazoa, Chordata, Mammalia, Pholidota, Manidae. The record is from RefSeq and is a predicted model, not a curated record.
GCCCAGGAUUGGGGACCGCCAGGGAGACCCACGACCCAACAGCGAAGGGAAGGGGUAGGGACUAUCUUCCAGCGCGGACGCGCACGCGGGUGGGCGUCGUCACCGUGACGCCAGCGGGAAGGACCGUGAGAUGGAAAGACAAGGCCGAGCGGCGGUAGCCAAUCGGAAGGCGCGCUGGCCGGAUUGGCGGGGCCGCCGGCCAUUCGCGCCAAGUCCCCGCCCCCUCCCGGCCCCAGCGAGGAAAGAGGCGGGACUCUGCGAGCGCGAGAGGCCGCGAGAAGCGGUCCAGAGGUACCCCCACCGGAAGAAGAGACGGGGGUCCUGGGCAGAGGGCUGCUCAGCCUCCGAAAACCACAGACCCUGCUGAAGGGGAAUAAUAACAAUUGCUUAGGAAAACAGCACCACCUUUCAUGCGUUCCUGCGUCCCCUGUGUCCCAACGAGGCCACCAUCCCCCUGGCCCUCGGGGCUCGGCCUUGUUCAGGAGCCUGCCAGGCACACUCCCUGAUCCGUGCCCUAGUGCUUGCUGGGCCCUCCGCCUGGAAUGCCCUUCCACCCCCACCUGGAGCUUGUGCAUUUCCCCGGCUCAGUGCCAGAUGCCAGCCUGCCCCAGAUGUGGGGCUGAAUGGAAGAAGGGGGGGUGGGUCCUGGGCAGAGGGCUGAGGGGAGAAGACCCCAAGGAGAGGCAGCGGGCUCAGGGGGCUCCUGAUACAGCCAAAGCCCCUUCUGCUGCACCUGAAGCAGGCCAACCCUCGCCCAGAGAAGCCCCCGUGUGUGGCAGGCUUAGGGAGGGAGGUGGGGGCCUGGAGGUCUGUGUUGGAGCCCCUUAUCCCUCCAGCCUCACUGUGACCUUGGGCAAAGUCUUGCCCCUCUCUGGGCCUCAGUUUCUCCAUCAGGAACAUGGAAGGGCACAGUCCUGGGCACAAAGUAGGUGCUCAACAGCUGCUGCCUGCAUCCCCCCCACCUCUCCCCACCAACAGGCCUGGGUCCCUGGAGGGAAGGCUCCCUCAGCCCCCGGUCCUUCUCCGUGGCCCGACCCUGACCCCACAGGUCAGUGCCUGCUUUGGCUUCCCCCAGCCCUGGGGGGAUUUCUCAAGGACCAGGCUGGGGCUGAGACCUCCUGGGGUGGCCAGCACCCCUGCCCACCAAUGGUCAGGGUCUAAACUACAGAAUCAAGUCAGUGUUCUGGGGUGGCCCUCAGCACACCCAUCGGAGGGAGGAAAAGAUGCAUUCGUGGACCAUGCAAAUACUGGGCAUCAACUGGGUGCCAAGUUUAGAGCUGGGCAUGGGGCAUAGUCCUGCCCUCCCAAUGUGGCUCUUUCCAUCCACCUAUUUGGCUGGCCUGUCCUCAAGCCUGAGUGAUGACACCCAGAAGAUAGAUGAGAAAACUGAGGCUCAGAAAGCUCCUCACGGGGGCUCACACCUGCCAGGAGGCCCUCCCUGCACCCACAGGCCACCAUUGUCCUCCCUGGGGAGGCCUGGCGUGGGGCUGAGUCACGGGGCGGAGCAGCCCGUCGGGGCCCCCACUGGCCACCUCCUCUGCCCAGCCCCAGGCCUGGGCGCACCCCGCAAGGCCCCGGCAUGGGGGCAGGCAGCCAGUGGCUGGUGCCUGGGGGCCCCUCCAGGGCAGCCCAUGGCCCACCCACCCCACCCGCCUGACUGUGGCCUUUGUUCUCCUCUGGGUCCGCCUGCCACGGGGCUGGGCAAGCAGGAGCCAGAGGCCUGCCUCCCCACCUGCUGCUUGCUCCUUCCACCCAAGCCACACCUACUGUGUGCCGCCAGCCUAGUACUUCAGGGCCACACACAUGACACCCAUCUUCAUGUGUCUCACGCCUUCUCUGAGGGUGCGAACAGGCCCCCCACCUUCCGGCUCCUCCCUGACAGGAGGGAGAGGCCUAAUCACCUGAGCCAGACCCCCACGCCAACCAUAUUUCAGGCACAUGGAGCUGGGGGGCCUCUCGGUCCAUUCAGGCCCCCCACGGACCUGAACUCGUUCAUCGGGACCAUGCCCCCCGCCCCCGCAGCCUUGGCGGGUCACUCUUCCUGGCUGCCAGAAGGGAGGUUUCUAUGGAGCCAGCUGGUCGUCCUGGGGCUGGGGUCUCCCUUGGAAGGGGGGCUCGUCGCCCUCCACAGGAGCUGAAGCAGCCUUACCGCUGGUCACCCCCCAGGCCUGACCUCUCGGCUCUUGCAGUUGUAAGGCAAGGA